CUAUCGUCGUCGAGACUAUAGAAUAGAAAUAUUAAAAUCAAUCUUUUGUGAUAGGAGAAACGCAAUUUAUUGUUUUAUUAUUAAUCUUCUUGGUGCUUGAAAUCUAAUAUUAUAUUAUGUUCUAUUUAUAUUUUUACUUAUUUUAAUGUACUCACGGCUAGAUUGAGCAGCUAAUCUCGUUGGCCUGUUAAGUCACAGCUCACAGUUCGAUGUCUUUGUUGAUCAAGUGCAGUGUCCGUAAUUAAUCGUGAACGUUCUAAACUCCAGAUAUACUUGUGAUCACACUCCUAUUCAUACGUUAAUAGUUACGAUGCAAUCCUUGGAAUUCAAUCACAAAUUUAAAAGAUAGUGCGUGACCAUGUAUUUCAAUAUUAUUGUGAAGUAUUGUGCUCUUCUGUGAAAGGAAUAUUUUUACUACACACGUUUUCGCAGUAAUAAUAAAGGUAAAACAAUGGCUGUAAAAAAGCAUGAACUGGUUCAUGACAAUCGUAACCAACUGGAUCUGACCGCGCUGGAGCAGUACAUACAGCUCAUGAAUGAACAGCCACAUUAUUUACCUCCUCCGAAUGAACUAGUAAAGAAUUGCCAGGAUAUUGUAAAAUGCCUGGCACGUGCCUCUGGCAAUGAAGAACAACUGUGGCAGUUAUUGCAGUCUGUAGAAGUAUACUUGCAUCGCGUUGUCAACACCGUCCACCCAAGUGUUCGACAUGAAAUUGUGACUGCAAUACUUGAUAAAUUUUACUCUUACAUUUCUGAUCCUCAAUCGGAUGCGUGUCCCGCUACCUCAGUAGUGUUGAUUGUCCUGGACGAAUCGGACAAUGAAGCUACUUUGUCUGCUGCACGUUGGCUAGUGCAGCAAGGGGAAAAUGGACCCGCUGGUGCAGGACUCCGGGCAUCUCUGUCCUGCUUAUACCGUUGGAUGUACGAAUGGCACGGCACUCCAGCUCUAGGUGACUGGAUAUUGGCGUUUGUCAAGGCUUUGGAGGAAAACGAACGAUUCGAUAUUUUGAUUGAGGUAUCCGUGGACAAUCUGAGUCGUAUAUUCCUGGCAAUGGACGCCCCCGUUACUCUACGCCAGUCCGUAGCUGAUGUUAUAUUCCAUAUUUUAGCAUCACUGCGUGAAUCUACUGAAGCUCUCGACCGGAUUUCCCCUCACGUUGGUCAUGUGUUGGUGAACUUAGCCGCCGAUAGCGGCCAAUGGAGCCGUCAACUUCUGCAGAAUGUGGUUGAUAUACUGUCUGCUACUAUCGACCGUCUCCUGGAUUCACUCAAAGGAGAUUCUCAGGAUCUAUUUAGAGCAAAAUACGCUGACGUUAUUCUGUGCUUGGAACGUCAUAUGGCAUCCCGCGACUGCCGCUACCUGAAAUUGUCACCGUGGCGUGCUCGCAACGUUUGCCUCACAUCGAUGAAUGCUAAUGCUCCGAUGCGCAAGGUUGGCUUGCUGAACCUUGGAAACACUUGCUAUAUGAACAGCGUGUUGCAGGCAUUGCUCGUCACCAGGCAAUUCAGCACUCAUGUAGUGUUGCGCAUGACCGCGGUGCCAUAUUGGUCGAAAAUGGGCAUCUUGUUUGCGAAGAUGAUGCACUCCAUCUCAACAAAGUUGAACCCUGAUGAAUUCUUUGCUGUGAUGAAGCCACCUUUCUUUUCUAGGAAUAACCAACAUGACAGCUCCGAGUUCCUAGGUUACUUGUUCGAGCUUUUGCAAUCAUAUGAACAUGGAUCUGACCGUAACUUCGACUACUCGCGGCCAGCGGUACUCAACCGCAACCGCGCCAUCGCUCAUACUGCCAACCCUCAGGCAUCCAACUCCAGUGAUAACGAGCCUGGUGAGCAGAGUUCUAAUCGGCGUUCUUUGUCGCCGCGACCCGGUAGCAGUGGCGGCGGUUCCAGUUCAAGUGGACAGAAGCGUUCUUCGAUUGAUAUCGAACGGCUCCCACCCAAGAAACGUAUACGCUACGAGGCGGCAUUCCUUCGCCGUGAUUCAUACAUCGAUAGCAUGUUCGGUGGCGUGCUGCUAACCCGUGUGGAAUGCAUUGAAUGCCGAUCGUCCUCGCUCUCACGCGAUGUGUUCCGUGAUCUCCAACUCGCUUUUCCCGAGAAACCAGAGGGAUGGCAAUUCAAUGUGCAAAAUCUUCUGGAGUUUUAUUGUUCCAAAGAACGCCUGUCUGGAGACAACCAGUACGAAUGCCGCGAUUGUGGUGGUCUGCGCGACGCUGAACGCAGCGUUCUCAUUGAAACUACACCCAAAUAUCUUAUUCUUGUGCUCAAGAAUUUUAAAUUUGAACCAAAGCUGCAAGUGCAAACUAAACUGAUGCAUACAAUGUACUAUAAUCAUACCGUAACAUUGCCUGCUGUGCGCUCUCAGGCCGAUCACUCGGUCUACAUCCUGUAUGCCGCUGUUAUUCAUACUGGUACCACCCUGGACUCUGGACAUUAUUACACCAUGGCCAAAGACAAUGAGCAAUGGCAUAUGUACAACGAUGACGUAGUUUCCGUUACUGAUGAGUCAGAACUGAAUGGUCUGAAUCGAGCAAGCACCCCAUACAUUCUGUUCUACAAGCGCACUGAUGUUGAAGAAGGAACUGCCCCUUCUCUGGAGGAGCUACCACCGAGGCUGCAAGAGAGUGUGAUGGUCCACAACAAGCACUACGUAGAGACCAUCCAGAAAAGGCGGCUGACGUGCCCAUGACAAUUAAGGUCUGAUAAAUACAUGGAUUUCUCGGUGCUGGAUUAUGUCGACUCCAAGUAAACUUCUUGCCCCCACAAUUAUUGACACAAAGUGAUACAAAUUGAUAGAAUUCUGUAAACUAUUUUAUUUUAAUAUAAUUUUUGUCGACUAUCAAAACGAAUAGAAUCUUCCACCACCAUUUCUUUGCUACUUUAAAUAAGGUUAUUUAAACAUUGAACAACUCGUUUAAUUAUUAGUUCGAAUAGUCUGUGUCAUGUAAUGUAGUUUCCUUAGAAAUAAGGAUGAAUGGUGUCCUAUUAUUUCAAUAAACUACCAAUGAACAAUCGGUAGCGUCGCAUUGUUUCCUACUGAAGUUCCUAUAAACUAUUUUUUGAGUACGAUAUUCUACUUAUUUUAUCAAUUCAAAUAUUUUAUAUCUCAUUUCAUACAUGUGCACGGUCCAAACGUCAGUUGAUGCAUAUGAUGCAAAAAUAAAUUUUACCUUUCCCAGAACAUUCGCGGUCUUGAAAUUAAUUUCGUAAUAUAAAAUAAUCAUUAUUAUAUUUACUUGGUUAAAGUGUCUCAGAAAUUCGACCUAGUAAACUUAAGUUUACUGUAUUUAGAUUACAGACUUAGAUUUUAUUAGAUCUUGUUAUACAUAUAUAUAUGGAGUCUGUAUAAAGCAGAGUCUCAAUUUGUGUCACUUUUUAAAGGAUCAGAAAUGUAACUCUGAAGCUAGCUUAAAUGAUUUGUGCAUGUUCAAUGUAUUUGAUGGAAACUGGUAGUGAACAUAAUUUAUGAUAAAGCGGCUUGACUAAUGUCAUAUUUGGUGGUUAUACCUGUGUUAUUGAUGCAAACUAAGCCAAAUUGAAUAAUAACAUUGAAUCCAACUGUAAGCAGAAUUUGCGCUUGAAUCAAGCCGCUUCAACAUUUCCGGACGUCAUACUUCAAAGACAAGGCAAUACUGAAACUGUCAGAUGAACAAGAUAUAUAAGGAUUUAUUAAUAUGUCAACAAGUCCUUGUCCAUCUCUUUAUUAGUGUGUAUAACAUCUCUAUGUGCAGUACUAGCAGUCUGUGUACAUUUUAAUGGCUUAUGACAUAAACAUGACAUACUUAAAAUUAAAUACUAUGACUAUGGAGAUUAUAUAAAUCAUGAAUUAAUAUUUGUCAAAUCUUAUUGGAAAAGUCACUGAUUUGUCUUUUGGGAAGGGUAUAAUGAAGCCUAAUUCUCGUUAUAAUGUAGGUGCUCGAUUUAAUGAAGACUGUCCAUUUAGAAACAAUGGUAUUUAUAGGGAUGGCUCCGUCUUUACUAUGGAAUCGGAAUAGUUGGAAACGAAAUGGAUAACCUGAUUAAAAUAUUCAGUAUAUGUCAUUUUUCGCUAUAUUUAGAUAAUAAUAUGUAGUGGUACCUUACUCAAAAUGGAUAUCAUACAAUCUCUAUAAUUGUUCCAAUAUUAUUCUAUGUGUCAAUCAUUAAUCGUCGUUUUUAUUAGAUAUAAUGUUCACGAUUUAUCUAGGACACGUAUUGGUUUAUGUUUAUGAACAAUAUAAUAUAUUCAUAGUGGUCACUAUUAAAUAUAAAUGUUGUAUAUCGACCUUUGUAAGCGUUUAUGUACAUGAGGGGCAUUGUGAGCACUAGUAAACCAAUUAUAUAAGUCAUCUCUGUACGUAACUUUAUUAUAGUUAUUAUAUUCGACAAGUUUGAAAAACUUGUAUAUAUAGAAUUGAAUACAUACACAUCAGGUGUACCUAUAUUGCCAUAUUUAUGUCCUAUGAGGUAGUGACGGUCGUAGUAAACUGCGCAGAUAACAAAAGAUUUUAAAUUACAACUAUCAUCUCAAUAUAAAAGUUUAAAGCUUGUAAG
Messenger RNA from Achroia grisella, 4533 nucleotides. It is a transcript of the gene DUBAI, whose product is annotated as ubiquitin carboxyl-terminal hydrolase 35. Gene Ontology annotation, biological process: protein deubiquitination. Bases 452 to 2689 code for a protein of 745 amino acids. Gene Ontology annotation, molecular function: cysteine-type endopeptidase activity; cysteine-type deubiquitinase activity. The record is from RefSeq and is a predicted model, not a curated record. The transcript has 12 exons. Gene Ontology annotation, cellular component: nucleus; cytosol. Lineage: Eukaryota; Metazoa; Arthropoda; Insecta; Lepidoptera; Pyralidae.